Ochotona curzoniae (black-lipped pika) is the source of this 1657-nucleotide messenger RNA. RefSeq names its product C-type lectin domain family 1 member A (gene CLEC1A). Lineage: Eukaryota; Metazoa; Chordata; Mammalia; Lagomorpha; Ochotonidae. The transcript has 6 exons. The coding region runs from base 1 to 834 and encodes 277 amino acids. The record is from RefSeq and is a predicted model, not a curated record.
AUGCAGGCCAAGUACAGGAGCACCAGCGACAUGUGGGACGAUGACUGUGACACCACCCUGAGCCUGCAUUCGCAAGUCUCCACCGCAUCCCGGCGGCCAGAGCCCAGGCCAACAGAGCCCAGGAGGACUCCCUCGUCAGCUUGGCGUCCAGCGGCCCUGACUCUGCUGGCUCUGUGCUUGGUGCUGUUGGUGGGCCUGGCAGCCCUGGGCCUUGUGUUUUUUCAGUACUACCAGCUCUCUGACACACAGCAAGACCGCCUCGCUGAGAAGGAGGAACGACUGGGGAAUCUCUCCCGGGAGAUGCAAUCUCUCCAGGCCCAGAACAGGAAGCUUGCAGAAACUCUGCUGCGUGUGGCUGAAAAACUCUGUCGGGAACUCUAUAACAAGACCGGAGGACACAGGUGCAGCCCUUGUCCAGAGAAAUGGAGGUGGCAUGAGGACAGAUGUUAUCAGUUCUACACAGAGGGCAGAAGCUGGCAGGGCUGCAAGUCUUUCUGCUUAUCUGAGAACUCUACCAUGCUGAAGAUAAACACGCAAGAAGUGCUGGAGUUUGCCAUGCCUCAGAGCUACUCUGAGUUUUUCUACUCUUAUUGGACAGGGCUCUCCCGCAACAGCAGUGGCGAGGCCUGGCUGUGGACAGAUGGAGCGCCUUUCAACUUUCAACUGUUUGAGGUUGCAAUUGAUGUGACUAACUUAAGGAGCAGGGACUGCGUGACCAUUCUCAAUGGGAAGGCUUUCUCAAAGGACUGCAGGGAGCUGAGACGCUGUGCGUGCGAGCGGCCGGCCGGGCUGGUGAGGCCAGAGAAGCUCCUUCAGAAUUCCUGGAGCACCUGACGGGAGUGAGGCCCUCUUUCCUCCAGCCACAAUGCCGGGCAGCAGAAAGGAGCCAAGCAAAAGCAAUGCAAGGGAGGUUUGCAGCAUCGGCAGAGACACAUCAGAAAAAUCUGCCCCUCCGCCCAGUGCCAGAAGGCUUCUCGCGUUUCCUGCUCAGGGUCACCGGCAUUUCUGAAUGCCAUUUCAGUCACGUGUUUACCAGUCACAAGACUCUUUACGAACCACCUCCCAACCCUAGAAACUCAUAAAGCCAUCAUUGACCUCCUUGGAGAUAAGGUCCUCGCUUUCUUCUUUCUCAGCGUUUCCUGUCUCCCUAUUUCCACAUUCUUUUUAUAUUUUGCAAAAUGAGAAGAAAAUUAGUGAAGUAGAAGAUUUCAACAGAAAUAACGUUGUUUGCCCCCAUAGAAGUCCAUGAGGAACUAGCAGCCAUUCCUCAUUGCUAGCAACUGUCAAGUACUGAUUUUGUUUCAGUUCAUCCUUCUUCCUUUCCAUACCUCUCAAUAAAGACUGCCUGCCACGUGCACACAUGGCCUGCUUUCAAACUGGGACACUUCUCAGCAGAACCUUCUUGUAACUAUGCCUCCCCUGACCACCAAGAUUCCAGAAUGCCUCCUUCCCCCAAGAAUUUUUCCCAGGCAGGAUAUAUGAUCAACUCAAUUCCAUAUCAGAAUUACACUUCCUGAUAGUCUCUUUGGAGAGGCUGAAAAACAGGAAAAAAAACCUGUCAAUAUUUUUGUACACAAUAGUGAUGGAUUUUGGUUCCCAUCUCUUCCCGUUUCUCAUCUUGCAGGUACUGAAGAGUUAAUAAUAAAUGUGAACAACA